GGGAGGGGAUGGGUUGAGUCACGAGAGGUUACGUGGCUGAAGUUUUGUGAAUUUAUAGCAAAUAUCCAUAGAAACUUGUAUUUUGAAGAACAUUUGAACGCUCAAGGAACAUUUUACGGUUUUUAUUCUUUUGAUCGCAAGUGUGAUUCGUAAGACUCCGAGAAAAACAUGAUCAAGGUUGUCAUUCUCAUUGGAGGUCCAAUGAAAGGUAAGUUAUCGAAUACGGAUUGCACGUCUCCCAGCUGGGCUUCAAAAUUAGCUAUAAAUCAUCCAAUUUUCUUUAACCUUGCUUUUCUUUCGGUCAACAGGAACAAGGUUCCGUCCACUUUCCUUGGAGUUACCUAAACCUUUGUUUCCCAUCGGAGGAUUCCCAGUUGUGUAUCACCAUAUAGAAGCUUGUAAAAAGGUACUGCUAAUUUAAACUUUGAUCGAACUAACAAUAAAAUCAUAUGAUUUCCUUUUAAUAACCUAUCGAUUAUUCUUUUUUUUGUCGUUCAUUUCUUAAUCAUUUCCUACUUUGUUUUAGCCUCUCGUAAUUUAAAUCGAAAUCAGAAAAUAAGGAAAAAAACCAUUAGGCUGUCCAAAUGCGUAUGUACACAGAAAUUCUAAUUCUCAAAGAAAUAUGCUGAAAGUAAUGAAUCAUAACAUUCCGCUUCUAAAUCAUCACUGUCAUUAUCCAGAAUGAUUCAUGCAAUUUUCACGGAUGCAGAAAGAGAAUCUCAUACUUUCUUCUGGUCGGGGUCUAUUGCAAAAUACUAUACCUGUGAUUUUCUUAGAUGAGACCAAGAUUUAAAUAUUCGAUAACUUAAUGGUUUGGACUUAUUUUUCAGCUUCAUAUGAGAAUUAUAAUUUUGUUUUUUUUUUAGAUUCCAGAUCUCAAGGAGAUUAUCUUAAUAGGAUUUUAUCAGUCAAGUGAAAGUUUGUCAAGAUUUAUUCAGAAUGCUCAACAAGAAUUUAAUAUUCCCAUCAGGUAUAAAACCUUUUAUACCUUAAUACCAGUAUUCAUAUCCUCCAUACUGUUCUUAAUACAUAUCCUAAGGUGAUGAAAGGGCGAAUUUGUGUAACAAUCAAGAGCUUCUUUAGUUGGUGAUCCUUUCCUUUAUUCUCCUGACCUUUGUGUUUGAUUCAGGGGUGAUAUUGUAAGGAGAAAUUAGAUGCUAAUCACUCUCAGGAGUCAAAGGGUUAAGAGUAUUCUUAUUGUUACACAGAAUCAUGAAUUGUACACCUGCUUAUACAUACCUCCUGUUUUAAUUUAGAUGGUAGACAGUGUAACAAGCUAGAUAUAACCAGUAAAUAUUAAUUUAUUUAUGAAUAAAUAUAUAGAUAUUAAGUUAUUUGAUAUUUAUACAGUAUAGUUCUUUAGUGGAGAAGUAUUACCAUUAGUAGCAUGAAUUGGCUUCCUAGAGGAGUUUAGCAACUCAACAAACAAACAAAAGUACGAGUUUGGUGCCUUGUAGCUAUUCACAAUAUCAGCCAUUGCACAUGUGUCAAGACUUCAUAAAUUCCAUGAAAAGAUUUGAAAUAUUCUAUAAGACCCAGUGUUCUCCUUUUCUGGCAGUAACCAGUAAACUUUACCACUUGUAGUACCUCUUAGUACUGCUGUGAUGAUGUUAGAUUAGAAUCUCAUCUAUGGGAAGACUAGUGAGUGGUUAGGGUGCUUGUAAUCUGGUGGUCCUAAGCUCAAGUCCUCCACCCUGCCAUUCACUGGAUUUGUUCUCGGUUGCCCCAAGUUCAACUCCUUGGCUACAUUGUGUAAGUAACCAACUGGUCAGCCUCCUGCCAGUUGGAAUUUUUGAGCAGUUUAUGUUUAUAUCAGUCAUUUUUUAGCACUACAGGAUAGUGGUAGAAAUGGUGCUACAGUAUUUAUUUUACUAUUUGACCAAGAUAAUCUCCAAUCAGAUAAGCCAUUUGGCUGGCUCACUGAUCAUGACUAUACUUUACUCCUUACAAGGUACCUUCAAGAAUUUCAGCCACUUGGCACAGCAGGAGGAAUCUAUCAUUUUAGAGAUCAGAUUGCUAUGGGUGAUCCUGAGGCCUUCCUUGUCCUGAAUGCAGACAUCAUUGGAGAUUACCCUCUCAUUGACUUUGUGGAAUUUCACAGGAAACAUUCAGGAGAACAUUCUAUUCUGGCAACAGAGGCAAGAAGAAUUAUUUUUCUUUACUUUUGAUUACUAAAUAAUGCAUGGUGACAUGCCUGAUUUCUCAGUAUCACACAGCAAGGUGUUCACUUGAGGGUAGAGGUAGAUUGCCAAUUAGUAACCUGUUGGCUGACAUAGUUUUUCGGGGAACCAUUCUUCACAGUUAUCCAUAUUUUAUUGCCAAUGUUAAAGGUGAUAAGCCAACAUUUACUACUCUUGUCCUGAAAUACAAUUUUUCUGGUACCUACACAAACACAUAAGGAAGAAUUAUUUUUUUUGCUUAAACUUUGCUUGGCAUUAAUGUCACAAGUCUAUCAGUUUCUGAAGAAGAAUUUUCACUGCUUCAGCAGGAAAGUAAAACAAUAAUUUGAUCAUAAAUGUACAUUGGUGAGGUAAAUAAACUGCUGCUCAUGACAGAAACUUGUCACAAUGAGCACUGAACUCUUUCACUCCUAAGAUCUCAUUAAUAAUUACUUAUUAAUCAAUUAACUAAUUAUUGCUGUCUUCCAUACAAUUCUUAUUUUGUUAGUUCUGAUUAUUAGGUUUUAGAUCAAUUAACUAAUAAUCCCCUAAUUGAUAUUUUUCUUCAUUCUCAUCACAUGCCUGCUUGAUUGGUACCUUGGUUAUGUCCGGGAGUUUUAAGGUUAAGACUAAAAAACCUCUUUUGUUAUCCCUUCUUGUUUUGGCUCUAGUCAUACAUCAGCUGUACAUAAUUUUGUUCUUCCACAGUUUUCUCAGUUUUUGAGUAGUCUUCAUUGAGAAUGAUAAGUUCUAACCUUAACUUUCACCAACAGGCUAACAAAAAGCAAGCCCACAACUUUGGCUGUUUGGUUCAAGACCCUGAGACACACAAGGUUUGUAAAGGAGGGUAAUUAAGUAUUAUCAACUGAGUUGAUAACAUAAAUUGGCUACUGUAAAGAAUUUAAAAAAUGACAUUUUGAGGGUUAGCCCUUUGUCAGAGCUCCAAACUCUUGAAACUCUUUAUGGAGAUUAUUACUCUGUUAUACUCUCCCACCAAUGCAGCAGCACAGUUUCUUAAGAGACUUACUCCCUUGCUCCCUAUUGAGGUUUGUAAGGGUUUGCUAUUCAAGGCUGUAUUAUUAUUAAAUUUCCCUUCUUAACCCUAUAACUCCCAAGAUCUCAUUAGAAAUUCUUCUUACUGUCUGCCAAAUGAUUUUCAUUAUAUUAGUUUGGAGAAUUUGGUAUUGGAUCAAUUAGUAAUCCCAUUAUUUAUAUUUUUCUUUAUUCUUGUCACUUGUCUGCAUGAUAUUGUAUAUAUGUAGUAAGGAGAAAUUCUCUCUUGGUCACUCACAGGAUUUAAAGGGUUAACUUUCUCUUCUUUAAAGGUGGGCACCUAUUUGAGGUGGGCACUUACAUGUUAAACACUGUGGAAGUCAAAACCAUCUAAUUAUUUACUCCAUUUUGAUAAUAUCUGUUGUGCCUUUUUUCUAACGGUUUGUCUGUUUUUUCAUGCUUAUUAGGUUUUACAUUAUGUGGAAAAGCCAGAGACUUUUGUGAGUGAAAUAAUCAACUGUGGCAUUUACAUCUUCUCUCCAGCUGCUUUGUUUAAACUGAUGGGGGAAAUCAUUCAAAAAAAUUAUCAAAAGAUGAGGUAUGCAGUAGUCAUAAGUUCAUGUUUAUCUUCAAUCAUAGGUAUGUCAGUGGGCAUAUUUUGGAAAGAACAACCCUAUUUCGUUCUUCAACAUGGUCAGAUACCUUUGCAUUGUGGAAAGAGAGGUAGGGUGGGGAAUCCAGAGAUGGAAAUUUUGUCCCCCUUCCAUCUCCCCCUUGUGUGCUCAGCUCUCUCAUCUUCUGCCAUUUAUUGAGAAAUGUUGCACAUUCAUCUCCACACUUUUGUUUUUAUUUCCAAUUUCCUGCCUGAUGGUUCAUUUCUUGUCUCUUUGCCCUAUGUCCUUUGUCCUUUGCCCUACUGUCUUGUUCAGUUAGCAAAGUUUAAAGUACUGCUAAUAAUGAUCAUGCAUGUUUGUUUUUACUACUUUAGUGAAGAACCAUUUCCUGGAAAUGUGGAAUCUGUCAGAAUGGGUGAGGAUGUUCUCGCUACAUUGGCCAGUGCAGGAUCACUGUACGCAUUCAAGUCAAGUUCAUUCUGGUCAUCUAUCAAGAAUGCUGGGUAAUUCUUUAAACAUCCUGUAGAGGUGGUGGUGAUUUUGAACUUCUCAAUUUAUUUCUCAGACAGUACCCUUUGUAAGAAACUUUUGUGAGCAAGUUAGGAUCUGAGGGUAUUGAGACCUCCAAGUAAAAACUGGCAAACUGCCUUGCAUAUUAAAAAGUGCAAGUGGCCAACUCUGGUUGAAUCUGGUUCCAUAAUUUGAAAAUUUAUCUUUCAAGUCCCUCUCUGUUAUUCUGCACAAUAUCAAUCGAUGCUUUUCAUUCAACUAACUUAUUCCUGCAUUUUUCACGUUGCCAUGUUCUCACCAAUAGCUUAGCUCCAUUUUACCAUGUAUAAACCACACACAACCUGUGAUUCCUCUUUUUACUUUGACAGAGGGUUAAUGCCCUAAACAUUUUGCCCUUAAAAUUGCUUUACACUGGCCAGCCAAUGAGGAUUCCUUUUAAGGCUCAACUGAAAAUUUCUAUAAUGAUCAUAAUCUAUCAAGUUCUUUAAGGUUCUACUUUCCUGUAGGGGCAUUGACAGCCAUCUUAAAUUUUAAUUUAAUGGCAAUUUAACUGAUGCCAAACUUUUAUUUUUUCUUGAACAGGUCUGCAAUUUAUGCAAAUAGAAAUGUACUUGCUAUGUAUCACAAAACUCAUCCAGAUCUUUUAGCUCAGAGUGGAAAAGGCCAACCACACAUUAGAGGUGAGAACUAGUAGGUGUGCACAGUUCUUCUGGAGUUUGUUCUUUCCUUAACUAUUCUGUCACUCAAAAGAAAUCCCAGUUUUAUUACUUCACUGUUCUUUACUCCCCGAGAUUUUUGGCAUGUUACAAUAAGUUACCUUAGUGUCCAUCAGCAUCUAUUGUGUGUGAAAAUUAUUUUCUGUUUAUUUUUCCUGAAAGUCUAUUCUUGAGCUGAGUGAUCCAUCUAACUGAAGUCUCACCCAAUUUCUUUAGCAUGAAGUGACUAUAACAUACUACUGCAUCAUGUCACCUGCAGUAUAUGAAUUAUUUUGUUAUUUUUUAACGUCAUGUUUCAGGUGAUGUAUACAUUCAUCCAAGUGCAGUUGUUCACCCAUCAGCUGUGGUAAGAUAAUUUCCAAUGGUCUUGUUUGCUUUCAAAUAUUUUUUACCCUUGUUGAAUUAUUUAUUGUCAGAGGGAUUUAUUGGCUGUCCAUAGGACCUUCUGUUUGUCUGUCUGUCUGUCUGGCCAAUUACCCAGCAGACAACUGACUAACUGACUGACUUACUGAAACAUUCUUAACUUAUAUGUUGACUGACUGAUCAAGUGAAUGACGUACUAAUUGAAUCAACAACUGACUUGACACUGACUUGGUUAUCAUUUGACUUACCCACUAACUGAAGAGCAACCACCUGGCUGACUUACUACUUGUGUAAGUGACUAACUUACUGAGUGAGAAACUGACAAACUGAGGGACUGACUGACUGACUGACUGACUGACUGACUGACUGACUGACGGACUGACUGACUGGUUAAUUGACUAACUUACUGACUGACUGACAGAUGGACUGACUGAUUUUCUGUCCGAUCUACUAAUUUAAUGAUUGUCUAACUGGUGAACUGAUGGACUGAUUGACUGUCUGAUUGACAAGCUGACCAACCAACCAACCAACCAAUGCAUUGAUCAUUGACCUUUAUACUCUGUUAACAGCCACUGUCCCCCUCUCCAUUCCCGCUGAAAAUCAUGUGAUCUGCUAAAUAAAUCCCCCUAACCCCCCCUCAGCCCAAGGUGGUAAAUAGUAAAUAAUGACUGGUUUUCCCUGUCUCUGACAGCUUGGUCCUAAUGUGUCAGUAGGAAGCAAUGUUGUAAUAGGUGCUGGAGCACGAGUGAGAGAAACAAUUUUACUGGAUGGAGCUGAACUGAAGGUGAUAGAUGGCUUUAACUUUUGAACUUAAUUAUCCAGGAUGUACAUACUUUAGACAUUAAUGUACAACUGCGAAUGUAUGAACCCUUUCACUCCCAUCAGUGACCAAGACAGAGUUUUCUCCUUACAAUAUCAAAACAAUAUCUAGCAGACAAAUGAUGAGAAUAUAGAAAAAUAUCAGUUAGGUGAUUAUAAGUUGAUCCAAUACCAAAUUCUUCAAACUAACAUCACAAGAACUGUAUAGCAGACAGUAAGGAGAAUUACUAAUGAGAUCUUGGGAGUUAACCCUUUAACUUCCAAGAUCUGAUUGUUAAUUCUCCUCUGUAGCUGCUACACAUUUCCUUUUAAAUUAGUUAUGAGAACGUGGUGCUAGAUCGAGAUUGCAGAUUCUACCUGAUAAGUUUGAAUAUUCUCAUUACCUGUUUGCUGAAGAAUGUAUGGAUAUUGUAGGGAGAAGUUUUAUGUUAAUCACUUCUGGGAGUUAAAGGGUUAAAGGGUUAAACAAACAUAUUCAAUGAAUAAAUGACUAUUGGAGUGAUCUUUGCAGUAAUGAACAUUAGUUGAGCAGAAAUGAAAACAAAGCCUGAACAGGAGUUAAACCCAUGACCUCUGCAAUGCGGGUGCAGCGCUCUAUCAACUGAGCUAACAAACCAACUGGGAGCUGAUCGUUUUGUUGGUUUGUAAUAAAUGCUUGAAGUGAUGAAUGAACGACUGUGAAUAUAUGAAGAUCAAUGUCAGUAUCUGAGAGACUGCAGACCUAUCCCUCUCCUUACCAACAAUCGUCAACUAGUAACAAGUUAGGGUUAAUUUUGAGUCAGGGGAGGGAUAGGUGAGCAGUUGCUCAGAUACUGACUUCGGUCCAACGUCUUUAGGUUGAGUUUGUUUAGGAGCCAAAGGAAAGUUUGGUUUAAUUUGACGCUGCUUAAUACCCAUAUCUCAUGCUUAUUUUUUAUUCAGGACCACUGCUGUAUUCUGUACAGUAUCAUUGGCUGGAAUUGUUCGAUAGGAAUGUGGUCACGUGUCGAGGGCAGUCGCUGCGAUCCAAACCCAAAUGAGGAAUUUUCAAGGCCUGAUGGGGAAUCCUUAUUCGGAGAGGAUGGCAAAUUGACUCCAUCUAUUACAAUUCUAGGUAGGAGAAAAAAGGAUUUUGGGUCACAGUUUAGGAACAUACAUGGUGAAAUGGAAUCUUCGUCAAUUGCGUUUUCCUGCGCUUCCCGCACGUUACCAGGCUUCUCACUUUUUUUUGACCUUGAGCCCUCUUUGGCUUCUUGUAAGAGAGAAAUUUUCAAUCGAUUGUGGAAAGCAAUCUGGGGUCGGUUUGGUCUGCUUUGUGUCACUCUCUGAAUUGUCCAGAAAACUCGCGCACUUUCUCGACCAAUCAGAUUCAAAAGUGAAAUCAAUCGCGGAUGGUCACUCGCGUUUUCCCGCGCUUUGGGCACUUACUUGAUUUUUGUUUGAGAUCUCAUUGGCUCCUUUGAUAUUUCCCUUUGUUCUGAUUGGUUGUUGUGAUGACUUUGGUUUUGAAGUUACGCCACUCAAUUGAAAUGCGUUUUACUUUGAAACGUUUAACUGGAAACUACUUUGGUCGUGCUAUUUCUGACGUCGGCUAUGAUUUGAAGUCGCUCAGUGGAAGAAUAUUCUAAAAAUUUUGUAUUCUUAGUUCAGACGACGAAGAUUUUUCGAACAUCAAGCUGAUGAUUAAACCGCAACUUUUUUAUUUGCGUUUCAGGUCGAAAUGUAACAAUACCAGGAGAAGUAAUAGUUCUUAACUCGAUUGUUUUGCCGCACAAAGAUCUUGGCCAAAGUUAUAAAAAUGAAAUCAUUUUGUAGUGACUGAGUUAAUUAGCAAACUCCUAUAUAAUUUUUAACUGUGAAGUAAAGUUAACUGAAGGAUAUUGUGUUGUUCGUACAAGUUUUUCAGUCGUAUAUUGACAGCAAGAUUAUCGUUUACACCAACCUUCGUACAGGUGAAGUUUAUCCGCAAUAUAGCAUUGCUUUGUGAUGAAAACCCGAAAUUCGUUUCAUCAGUAGAUUCCCAGUGAGGAAAAGACGAGAAACGAACACCAAAGUAACUUAAAUAAAUACCUCCCACUUAAAAUUCUGAGCGUUUCAUACAUUUUAGCUGCGCGAGAUUUGUGCAAUUUAGUAUUAGUAACCUUGCGAGAGGAAAGUUGUUCUCACAGUAUUCGCAUGAUAAGACUUGUUAAACAAAUAAAUGUAUUUGUUGUGAUAAGUUGAUACUAUUUUAUUGAUUGAAAUUGUUAGUAUUUUUAAAUAAAAUUGACUUUCGGAGGGGAUUUUUAGAAUAUUUUUAUCUACAGAGUGACUUAAAUUUGUUACUUACAGCGAGCUAAGUUGAUGUCAUGCUAAUGUAUUUCUUGCAAACUUUGGAU
Messenger RNA from Pocillopora meandrina, 8531 nucleotides. Lineage: Eukaryota; Metazoa; Cnidaria; Anthozoa; Scleractinia; Pocilloporidae. The record is from the annotation of a GenBank genome assembly.